Molecule: messenger RNA, 1518 nt
Organism: Pantherophis guttatus
Lineage: Eukaryota; Metazoa; Chordata; Lepidosauria; Squamata; Colubridae
Gene: LAPTM4A
Product: lysosomal protein transmembrane 4 alpha
Cellular component (GO): lysosomal membrane
Source: RefSeq, a predicted model, not a curated record
CCGCCGCGGCCCUCGCGUUAACUGCGGAGGGGGGGAAAUCGUCUCAUUCGGCGUUCCGUUUGAAGAGGAAGAGGAGGCCUCGCCGCCGCCGCCGCCGCCAAUAGAACAAUGACGUUCAAGCGGAGCCGAGACCGUUUUUACAGUACUCGCUGCUGUGGUUGUUGUCAUGUCCGCACCGGGACUAUCAUUUUGGGGACCUGGUAUAUGGUGGUGAAUUUGUUGAUGGGUAUUUUACUGACAGUUGAAGUGACUCAUCCCAAUACUGUAUCAUCUGUAGAUAUCCAGUAUGAGGUUAUUGGAAACUAUUAUUCCUCUGAGAGGGUUGCUGAAAACGCUUGUGUUCUCUUUGCCAUCUCACUCCUCAUGUUUACAAUCAGUGCUAUGUUGGUGUAUGGAGCAAUUACCCAUCGUGUCAGUUGGCUGAUUCCAUUCUUUUGUUACCAACUCUUUGACUUUGUUCUUGGCUGUCUCAUGGCUAUAAGUUCUCUGACUUAUUUGCCAAGAAUAAAAGAGUACCUGGAUCAACUAGUAAGUGUCCAUGACAACAAUCUUAAUCGAGGGAUGGGAGGCAAUCCAGAAUUCCCGUACAAAGAUGACCUCCUUGCUCUUGAUUCAAGCUGUCUUCUGUUCAUUGUCCUAUUGUUCUUUGUUUGGAUCAUUAUUUUAAAGGCCUAUCUAAUUAAUUGUGUCUGGAACUGUUAUAAAUACAUUUGCAAUAGAAAUGUGCCUGAGAUAGCUGUCUAUCCAGCAUUUGAAGCACCCCCACAGUAUGUUUUGCCAUCUUAUGAAAUGGCAGUGAAAAUGCCAGAAAAGGAACCGCCACCUCCUUACAUUCCUGCCUGAAGCAGCUAUGUUUCUAGCAAAAUAACUGUAUAGCUUCAUUUUUUAUAUUGUAAGAUUGCUUAAAUAUUCAGGGUUUUAGGAGCAACCAUACGAGGUUAAGUGGCAUUUGAUAACCUUACUAAACAUAAUUCAUAAGGGAGUGAUUUUUCUCCUUCUUGCUAGCUUUAAUUUUAUUGAUCUCCUUAAAUCUCUUCAGUAAUUCUUGCUGUGAGGCUUUAUUUUGUAAUUUCAGCUUCUGCAUACAACUCCAAUUCUAUGGAUUUGUAAUUUCAUUUUGCUUCAAGAAACACAUUUAUUAAGUUAAGCAAGUUCUGGAUACUACACAUUUAGAAAAUCAAGCAUCUUGCAAAUAUAGAUUAGUUCUGAAGAACAAUCAUAUCAAUGGCAAGAUUUUUUCUUUCUUUUUUUAGUGUGGGAAAAUUAGUUCCUAUGUGGUGCACUGUUGCAUAUAUGUAUUUACCUGAAACUUUUUGUGUUAUAUUAGUUUUUACUGUGUUAUCCCUAUGCCUUGAAACAAUAUUUUUUAAAGCCUGAAGUUGGAAUUAAUGGUUUGACACUUUUUGUCAUAUGAUAUGAAUGCCAGAAAAGGACACUACUUUUGUCAUUUGCUUGCUUCAAAACUGUAUUUUCAUCUUUGUUUAUAAAUGAUGCUUUAAUAAAUCUUUAAGAAAAUAA